AUGAGGGAAAUCGUUCACAUCCAGGCCGGCCAGUGCGGUAACCAGAUAGGAGCUAAAUUCUGGGAGAUCAUCUCUGACGAGCACGGCAUCGACCCCACCGGGGCCUACCAUGGAGACUCCGACCUACAGCUGGAACGUAUUAAUGUAUACUACAAUGAGGCUUCCGGAAACAAGUACGUCCCCCGCGCCAUCCUGGUGGACUUGGAGCCCGGCACCAUGGACUCUGUCCGCUCUGGACCUUUCGGACAGAUCUUCCGUCCGGACAACUUCGUGUUCGGACAGUCGGGAGCCGGCAACAACUGGGCCAAGGGUCACUACACAGAGGGAGCUGAACUCGUAGACUCAGUUCUUGACGUCGUACGUAAAGAAUCAGAGUCAUGUGACUGCCUCCAGGGCUUCCAGCUCACACACUCCCUCGGUGGAGGCACCGGGUCCGGUAUGGGUACACUUCUCAUCUCCAAGAUCAGAGAAGAAUACCCCGACAGAAUCAUGAACACAUACUCAGUAGUACCUUCCCCUAAAGUAUCAGACACCGUCGUAGAACCUUACAACGCCACCCUUUCAGUACAUCAGUUAGUAGAAAAUACCGAUGAGACCUACUGUAUCGACAACGAGGCUCUUUACGACAUCUGCUUCCGCACGCUCAAACUGUCCACACCCACGUACGGCGACCUCAACCACCUGGUGUCGCUCACCAUGUCCGGAGUCACUACCUGCCUCAGGUUCCCCGGACAGCUGAACGCUGAUCUCCGCAAGUUGGCCGUCAACAUGGUCCCCUUCCCUCGUCUCCACUUCUUCAUGCCCGGAUUCGCUCCUCUCACAUCCCGUGGCAGCAGACAAUACCGCGCCCUGACCGUCCCCGAGCUGACCCAACAGAUGUUCGACGCCAAGAACAUGAUGGCAGCCUGUGACCCUCGCCACGGCCGCUACCUCACCGUGGCCGCCAUCUUCCGUGGCCGCAUGUCCAUGAAGGAGGUCGACGAACAGAUGCUCAACAUCCAGAACAAGAACUCGUCGUACUUCGUGGAAUGGAUCCCCAACAACGUGAAGACCGCCGUGUGCGACAUCCCGCCCCGCGGCCUCAAGAUGGCCGCCACCUUCAUCGGCAACUCCACGGCCAUCCAGGAGCUGUUCAAGCGCAUCUCGGAGCAGUUCACGGCUAUGUUCAGACGCAAGGCUUUCCUCCACUGGUACACAGGCGAGGGUAUGGACGAGAUGGAGUUCACGGAGGCGGAGAGCAACAUGAACGACCUGGUGUCCGAGUACCAGCAGUACCAGGAGGCCACCGCGGACGAGGACGCCGAGUUCGACGAGGAGCAGGAGCAGGAACAGCGAGCCUCGGCAAGCCAGGUCUGA
Messenger RNA from Danaus chrysippus (African queen), 1356 nucleotides. NCBI's taxonomy places the organism in Eukaryota, Metazoa, Arthropoda, Insecta, Lepidoptera, Nymphalidae. The record is from the annotation of a GenBank genome assembly.